CACAUCGUAGCAGCAGUACUCUUUUAAUAACUUUUAUUAAAACAUUUGACAAAAAAAGAAAAAUCAUUCGAAAUCCUUCAUAAAGUUUUCGUAUUUUGUGUAUUCUUUCGACUCGAAUUUCUAUAAAGAUCUUUAUUCACUCUUCUUACGUACAGCCACUGAAGCACUGCACAUUGCAAAUGGCCAGCAAUUCACCCAACCGAAAGCCGAUCAUGAGCCACAAAUCGAUAAAGUUGGAGAUGCCAUCUUUGGCACGAUCCUAUUAUCAUCCUCAUCAUCAUCAACACCAGCAGCAGUCAGUGGUCAUAAGUGCCAGUGGCAAUAAGGACGUUAGCAAGGAUAAGGAUAAGAAAUUCAAACCAACGCUAGUGAAGCUAAAUACACCAAAAUCCACAAAACGUAUUGACAUUGCAGAACCGAUGGUUUCCAAUACACCGAACGUUGAGCAACGCCGUGGAAUUGUAGUGAAUCAACGCGGAACUCUGGAGUCACAUGCCCAAGAAUCGCGGCAAUCGCCACGGAGGGCGAAAUUUGAUGUCUUUGCCGCAAAGGAUUUGCGUUCGGCUGUUGUUGAGAAUAUUAGCGCCAACAAGCAAGCGAAAGAGCAAAAGUCACCAGACAAACCGGAGGCAGCACAGCGAUCAACACGCACCAAGAACCAAAGUCACAAUACCAAAGUAUUCUUCGAUAAAUAUCUAAAGUUUGCUUACGAUCUGAGCACUCCUAGUGGAGUCCGACAACUGGAGGAACAUUUCUUUCCCAACGAAUCUGGCAAGCCCGCAAUCGACUCCGCAGAGAAACAACAUCGUAGCACUGAGGGGAAAGUUACUUCUUCGGAACAGAAAGAGAUCCAACAAUAAACGCAUUCCGAAUUGAUGAUUUAGGCAACUUUUUAGUCAAAAUUUUAUGGUUUUUAUGCGAUGUCCAAAAUUAUAACAAUGCACAGAACAAGCAAAAUGUGUAAAUAACUAGACACAACUCUAAUUAUUUCUUGAAUGUAGCAUCGAUUUUCAGCUAUCAAUAGGUUUGGCUUGACCAAAAACCAGAUUCUAAUUACCAGGUUGGGAAAACUAUAGUAUUACAGCUUUAGAAUUGUGGCCUAGGCCUAAUGAGCGUUAAUAACAAUGCUCCUAGCAGCUGGCUAAUUCGCUUCAACAAAAAGGAAAAACCAAAAAAAAAUACGAAAACAAAAGCUAAACUUUUUGCACACA
Drosophila sulfurigaster albostrigata is the source of this 1211-nucleotide messenger RNA. RefSeq lists its product as uncharacterized. Lineage: Eukaryota; Metazoa; Arthropoda; Insecta; Diptera; Drosophilidae. Bases 180 to 860 code for a protein of 226 amino acids. The record is from RefSeq and is a predicted model, not a curated record. The transcript has a single exon.